UUAAGUGUAAACACGGAAGUAAACCGCUACCUCACCGUAGAGUUAGCGAGGUAGCUUAGCCUUUUAGCUUAGCUUCGUGGAAUGGCAGGUAGAGUAGAGAGGACGUUUAAGUUUGUGAUCGUGGGAGGCGGUAUCGCCGGCGUGACAUGCGUUGAGCAGCUGUCCUCCCAGAUCCCGUCAGCUGAGGUGGCUCUGAUCACAGCAGGUCCCCACAUCAAGGCAGUGACCAACUAUAAACAGGUGUCAAAGACGCUGGAGGAGUUUGACGUAGAGGAGCGACCGUCCAGUGUUUUGGAGGAGAAAUUCCCCAACCUGACUGUCAUCCACUCUGCUGUCCAAUCCCUUGACACACAGUCACAUUCAUUGGAAACUACAGAUGGCCGCCUGUUUGGUUAUGAGAAGCUGUGUAUCUGCAGCGGGGGCAGACCGAAGCUCCUAACCGAGGAAAAUCCUUACGUGCUGGGGAUACGGGACACAGACAGUGCCCAGGAGUUUCAAAAGCGGUUAUCCAAAGCAAAGAGAAUCAUCGUGGUUGGAAAUGGUGGGAUCGCCUUGGAGUUAGUGUAUGAGGUGGAAGGCUGCGAGGUCAUCUGGGCCGUGAAGGACAAGGCCAUAGGAAAUACAUUCUUUGACGCGGGGGCGGCCCAGUUCCUCAUCCCAUCACUGGAGGCGGACAAACCGGAGAGUGCCGCUCCCUGUAAGAGGCAUCGCUACACCACAGAGGAACCAGCGGCCGGGGCAUCACAGACCUUCACUGCAGAUAGAAAUUCGCAACAACAUGGUGCUGGUCCCACAGAGACUGGUAGUGCCCUCGGUCCAGACUGGCAUGAAGGAAUAAAUCUCAGAGGAGCACAACAGGUGUCCCGCAGAGUUUCCGUGGAAUACCAGUGUGAGGUGGAAAAGAUCUUCACCUCCGAGGAGCUGCCCGAUUCCCAACAGCAAACGCUCGGACCCGAGAAUGCGGGAUCCUGGCCCGUUUACAUCCGGCUGACCAAUGGCAAGACGUUUGGCUGUGAUUUUGUCAUCAGUGCCACCGGCGUUGUGCCAAACACGGAGCCAUUUCUCCUCGGUAACAAUUUUGCACUCGCAGACGACGCUGGGCUGCAGGUAGACGAGCACAUGAUGACAUCCGAGCCAGACGUCUAUGCCGCAGGAGAUGUGUGCACAGCGUGCUGGGAACACGGCCCCCUGUGGCAGCAGAUGCGUUUGUGGACCCAGGCCCGUCAGAUGGGCUGGUAUGCAGGCCAUUGCAUGGCGGCGCGCGUCCUGUCAGAAACAAUAGAGCUGGAUUUCUGCUUCGAGCUCUUCUCUCAUAUUACAAAAUUCUUCAACUACAAGGUGGUCCUGCUGGGGAAGUUUAAUGGGCAGGGGCUGGGGCCCGACCACGAGCUGCUGUUGCGCUGCACCAAAGGCCUGGAGUACGUGAAGGUCGUUCUCAGCGCUGGCAGGAUGGUGGGAGCGGUGCUGAUCGGAGAAACGGACCUAGAGGAGACCUUCGAGAACUUGAUCCUCAACCGGAUGGAUCUGACGCCGUAUGGAGAGGAGCUGCUGAACCCUGACAUCGACAUCGAGGACUACUUUGACUGAACUAACUUUGGACAUUAUUGAGCACUGGUGAAGAAAUCCUGCCUGAGGGAUGUGUAAAGGCAUUGGGAGGAGUUCAGCAUUCUGUCAUGUCACAGCUAAUGGUUGUUUGUUUGCCAAUGAGAAGAAGAUAAGGAGAUUUUAUCUUGGUUCUUACUUAUUCACCUGUACAUUUAAUAAUAUAGUUUUGCCUUAAAUUAAAUUAUUUUUUUUAAAAACUGGCAUACAAAAGGUAGUACUUGAGUGAUAUAUUUAGAAAAGGCUUUUUCACACAUGAAUGCAAAUCUGUCACUUCAUUUUUUUUUUUUGAAAAGCAGCUAGAGAUAUGAGACACUGUCGGAGGUGUGGGUGAACUGAAAUACAAUAAGACACUGGCAAAGUGACCCACUGUUUUGAUAGGAAAACACAUUUUGUCUAUACAGAAGAAUGGGAUCUGGUCAGCGAUACUUGCUUGUAGGAAAAAGGAAAAUCCUUAUGUUGCUCUGUUGUCUUAGUGACUCUUGGAUCAAAUUUCAACCCGAACAGCACAUACAGGCUUACAACAAUAGACAUUGUCAAGCUAACAUAAUGCUGUCUAUUUAAUCCGAGGACAUGUUGCCCUUUGGGAUGUUGCUAUUUGAAAAUCCACCAUUGUGAGGACAAGAAACAUUAGAAGUGGAAACGGAUAUCUACACAAGAUUUUUAAUGACUAACGGGAGUCAACCUCUCAUUUGUACUCGUGGGUUUUAUAGAUAUGUUUUUUUUGGGGGGGGGGGGGGGCAGUAGCCCACUGACAGGAGCCUGCCCACGUUGAUUUGGCUGCUCAUAUCGUCUUAUAAAGGUUGACAUGGCACCUUGUGUUUUUACUCGCUGAGCCUUAUGCGAAAUGAACAAAGUCAACAACGUCGCCCCCGUAAUAGGGAGGGGAAAAUGGGGACAUGCUCCACUUCUUUAGCGUCAUUUACAACUGUGGAAACAAUAUGAGAUGGAGGGCAAUACAUUUUUAUUUUUUUUUUUAAGAUGCUUUCUCCCUUCAGAGCUGCUGAUACGGUCCCCAUGUGCAAGAUGAUACCCUCCAUUCAGCGAGAAACGUCUGGCUGACUUGACUGCACUGGACAGAGCUCCACGGUGUCAAGUACGUGUCCCUGUGCGGGUUGAGAUCAGGGCAUUGUUUAUCGGGUGAGUCAGCGCGGGACAAACCUUCACACUUGUCAAGAUAAAAUUUGUGGAAGCUGCUAGAAUAGAAGGCGGGACAAUUGGUGCAAUGAGAUCCCAUGCACUCUUUUUUUUUGUGUUCGCAAGCUGGCACGAAUUGUAGGCCGCUGUGCCACGUAUGAGGCACACUACUGUCAAAAUGUACUGCAGUGAAGAUGUCAAGGCGUGACCAUUUGAUACAAAGUGUUUGCGUGAGAGAGAGAAAUUGGAACAUGGGCGUCAAU
Molecule: messenger RNA, 3002 nt
Organism: Scophthalmus maximus (turbot)
Lineage: Eukaryota; Metazoa; Chordata; Actinopteri; Pleuronectiformes; Scophthalmidae
Gene: pyroxd1
Product: pyridine nucleotide-disulphide oxidoreductase domain 1
Exons: 13
Coding region: 82-1587 (501 amino acids)
Molecular function (GO): oxidoreductase activity
Source: RefSeq, a predicted model, not a curated record